GAAUAUUCAACUAUAGAAGAGUUGAAGAUCGAAAUAAUAGUUAAGGUAUAUGGCAUGCAUUCCUAAACAACUUUCAGCAACUUGCGUAGCACAAGGCAAGGAGUUUUCGAGAAACCUUUAUCGUGGCUCCAACACUAAGAGGCUAAGUUCAUUGGUUGAAGAUGAUUCAGGUUUGCUGGAUGAAGGAUUUGUUACGUGUGAUUUCUUGUCAAUAAGGAAACCUGGUUCUUUAGGUUGUUCCAAGGCUAUCUCACUACUCAGCAUCAAAACCACAUAUGGCAUCCUUGGCCUGUCUUCUGGGUCAAGGAAGGAAAGAAGGUAUGUUUUGAAGCUUGAUACUUACAUGUCCAACAAGGUUAAGGCCACGCUUGAGAUGGUUAAACCCUCUAUUCUUCUUCCCACUUAUCAUGUCCAACAAUAGUAUAGCGAAGCUGAAAACAUCAGAUUUUACUGAGAAUUGCCCAUAAAUGGCAUAUUCCGGUGCCAUACAACCACCGCAAGAAAACAAUUAUGAUAAAUUAUAUCAGCAGGGAUUUUUAGUAAAAUAGAGAGUAUAAAGAUAGUUUUUAAACUUACUAGUUUCCAACCACUAUCUUUGUGCUUCCCUCAGACUGUUCUCCAAAUGUUCUAGCCAUGCCAAAGUCAGAAAUUUUGGGGUUCAUUUCACUAUCAAGCAAAACAUUGCUUGCUUUGAGAUCUCUAUGCAUGAUCCUCAAUUGAGAAUCUUAAUGUAGAUAGACAAGCUCUUUAGCAAUUCCACAAAUAAUGUGAAAACGCCUUGACCAGUCUAAUAAUUUCCUUCUUGUAUC
This is a messenger RNA of Rubroshorea leprosula, 809 nucleotides long. The record is from the annotation of a GenBank genome assembly. NCBI's taxonomy places the organism in Eukaryota, Viridiplantae, Streptophyta, Magnoliopsida, Malvales, Dipterocarpaceae.